Molecule: messenger RNA, 471 nt
Organism: Gaeumannomyces tritici R3-111a-1
Lineage: Eukaryota; Fungi; Ascomycota; Sordariomycetes; Magnaporthales; Magnaporthaceae
Exons: 2
Coding region: 1-471 (156 amino acids)
Source: RefSeq, a predicted model, not a curated record
AUGGCCGGCGGCAGUUCGGUUCGCGCGACAAUCCCUAAUGCCCUAAAUAAAAAAAUAAAAAAUAAAAACAAAAAUACACCAUGCCCGGUCCUUUUGCACUUUGUUGCCCCCAAAGGCAUCAACCCCGCCCGCGUCACUGUACACAAGGCCCUCGCAGCAGCAGCAGCAGCUUGCACAAGACCCGUGCGGCAAGGCGGCACAAGGCCGGCGCGUCGUCGUUGCCGCUCGGGGCGAUUUGAGCAAGCAGGAGCAGCGCUUGCGUCGAAUCAGAAACACUCUGGCGGCGCUGAGGCUCUGGCGGGACGGGACGGCGUCGCGUUUCUCGUCUCGUUGCGCCUGCGUUGUUGUUGGGUGGAUGGCCCCCCGGGCAAUUGUCCCUCCUCGUUGACCAACGGCCGCACGGAGACCAACCAGGACCAACAUCACGAGCCAAGGUCUACAAAGUGCAGCCCGCCCUCCAUCCCGAAAUAG